This is a messenger RNA of Myotis brandtii (Brandt's bat), 987 nucleotides long. It is a transcript of the gene GAL3ST1, whose product is annotated as galactose-3-O-sulfotransferase 1. The record is from RefSeq and is a predicted model, not a curated record. Gene Ontology annotation, cellular component: membrane. Gene Ontology annotation, biological process: myelination; galactosylceramide biosynthetic process. Gene Ontology annotation, molecular function: galactosylceramide sulfotransferase activity. The transcript is spliced from 5 exons. Lineage: Eukaryota; Metazoa; Chordata; Mammalia; Chiroptera; Vespertilionidae. The coding region runs from base 1 to 987 and encodes 328 amino acids.
AUGCGGGAGAAGAAGCGCUGGGAGUCCAUGGCCAAGGGGCUGGUGCUGGGAGCACUCUUCACCAGCUUCCUGCUGCUGCUGUACUCAUACGCAGUCCCCCCGCUGCACGCUGGCCUGCCAUCUACGAUGCAGUGGCCACAGAGGAGACAAGACCCAGCAUGCUGGUCUCGCUCUGCCCUCACGCCAACACCACGAAAAGAGGAUGUUUUUCCCCCAUUUUACACAUGCUCCCCGGCCCCAGGCGAGUCGGAGACGGCGAGCCCCGCCAACGGCUCCUCGUCCUCGUCAGGGUGCCGGCCCUGCCGCGACAUCGUGUUCAUGAAGACGCACAAGACGGCCAGCAGCACGCUGCUCAACAUCCUGUUCCGCUUCGGCCAGAAGCACAGGCUCAAGUUCGCCUUCCCCAACGGCCGCAACGACUUCGACUACCCGGCCUUCUUCGCGCGCAGCCUGGUGCAGGACUACCGGCCGGGCGCCUGCUUCAACAUCAUCUGCAACCACAUGCGCUUCCACUACGACGAGGUGCGGGGCCUGGUGCGGCCCAACGCCACCUUCAUCACGGUGCUGCGGGACCCUGCCCGCCUCUUCGAGUCCUCCUUCCACUACUUCGGCUCGGUGGUGCCCUUCACCUGGAAGCUCUCGGGCCGGGACAAGCUGGCCGAGUUCCUGCAAGACCCCGACCGCUACUACGACCCCCACGGCUACAACGCCCACUACCUCCGCAACCUGCUCUUCUUCGACCUGGGCUACGACAGCGGCCUGGACCCCAGCAGCCCGCGGGUGCAGGAGCACAUCCUGGAGGUGGAGCGCCGCUUCCACCUGGUGCUGCUGCAGGAAUACUUCGACGAGUCCCUGGUGCUGCUCAAGGACCUGCUGUGCUGGGAGCUGGAGGACGUGCUGUACUUCAAGCUCAACUGGCAAGCCACAUUCUCCAACCUCAACUGCCACCCGUGGCUGGGAAGCCCAGAUUGGUGGACGAAAGCCUGA